Drosophila guanche is the source of this 4959-nucleotide messenger RNA. It is a transcript of the gene Imp, whose product is annotated as insulin-like growth factor 2 mRNA-binding protein 1. The coding region runs from base 696 to 2615 and encodes 639 amino acids. The record is from RefSeq and is a predicted model, not a curated record. The transcript is spliced from 6 exons. Lineage: Eukaryota; Metazoa; Arthropoda; Insecta; Diptera; Drosophilidae. Gene Ontology annotation, molecular function: mRNA 3'-UTR binding. Gene Ontology annotation, biological process: nervous system development; regulation of gene expression. Gene Ontology annotation, cellular component: cytosol; cytoplasm; nucleus.
AAGACCCCAAACAGAAAAUCAAUAAGUAAAACAUAAGAAAUGCUAACGCGACACCACUAAAAAAUCAAAUAUAUUUCAAACAAAGAAACGCCAGACCCCUGACCAAACCAAAAGUUUUUCCGGGCUCAGAAAAAGAUUUGUUUCUACGACCAAUAAUAACAAAAAGCAAGCAAAAAAAGAGUAAUCGUCCAGGACAUGUGUGAAUCGAGUAAUUGAGCGAGAAAAAAGCAAAGAGCAAAAAAAGUUCCAUCAUUCCAUCCUCCUCCCACCCAACAACAAAACAAAACCACAUGAAAAACACGGGGAAAAGUAAAGAAAAAAGAGAAAGUGAAGACUAAGAGUGAGAGUAAGAGUAAGAAAGGUAUUUUUAAAGCUCUUUUCGAAUCAAAGUAAAGCAAAGCAAAGCAAAGCAACGCAAAUCAACCCUCCUGCAAGCCAAGCCCCGAAAUUCAGAAAUUCUAAAGUGCUCCUCCCCAAGAAAUAAAUUUCGGUUUUCACAUCGUUUAGGCAGAGAAGAAACAAACACACACGAAAAAAAAAACAUAAUUAUUGCUAUAAAGACUACUUUAUAUAUCGUAUAUCGUAUAUCGUAUAUAAACGCGUGCUAAGCCAAAGCCCGGAAAGUCGAUCAAACAAAUCCAAGUCCCUCGUUAAGCCAACAAAAAAGAAUAAACAACAAAACGAAAGCAGCAAACAUGGCAUCCGAAUUGGAUCAAUUCGCCGACUUGGAGCUAUCGAAGGAGGAUCGCGAACAGAUCUUCGAUCCGCCAUUGGAUCGGCAGCAGUUGGAAGGUGCUGGCACCUCAAGUGUUACGACAUCAAAACUCUUAAUAAGCGGCAUACCGAUGCAAACACGUUUCGAAGACAUCGAACCGCUACUGAAGCCCUUCGGCAUCGUGAAACAAUGCGAAGCUAUUUCUAGUAAGGACCAAUCUACUCAAACAGUACAUAUUACAUUCGAAAACCCUGAGCAGGCGCAAAGAGCUGCUGGCGGCCUGAACGGAGUCGAAUUUGAGGGCAACAAGCUCCACUGCGAGCAACUGGAUAAAAACCAGCGUCGCAGUCAGCGCAAUCAGCGCAAUCCGUACCCUGGAAUGCCAGGACCCGGACGUCAGGCUGACUUUCCGCUGCGCAUUCUCGUUCAGAGUGAAAUGGUUGGGGCCAUUAUCGGACGACAGGGCAGCACGAUCAGGACAAUCACACAGCAGAGUCGUGCCCGUGUGGAUGUGCAUCGCAAGGAGAAUGUCGGCUCCCUGGAGAAGUCGAUCACGAUCUAUGGAAAUCCAGAGAACUGCACCAAUGCCUGCAAGCGCAUUCUGGAGGUGAUGCAACAGGAGGCCCUAUCCACGAAUAAGGGUGAAAUCUGCCUGAAGAUACUGGCCCAUAACAAUCUGAUUGGAAGGAUCAUUGGAAAGUCCGGAAACACCAUCAAGCGCAUCAUGCAGGACACUGACACGAAGAUCACCGUCAGUUCGAUCAAUGACAUUAACAGCUUCAAUCUGGAGCGCAUCAUCACGGUGAAGGGUUUGAUCGAGAAUAUGUCGCGGGCCGAGAACCAGAUCAGCACCAAACUGCGCCAGAGCUACGAGAAUGACCUGCAGGCGAUGGCACCGCAGAGCCUCAUGUUCCCCGGCCUCCAUCCCAUGGCAAUGAUGUCGACACCCGGAAAUGGUAUGGUCUUUAACACAAGCAUGCCAUUCCCAUCGUGUCAGAGCUUUGCCAUGUCCAAGACGCCGGCCAGCGUGGUGCCGCCCGUCUUCCCCAAUGAUCUGCAGGAGACGACUUAUCUCUAUAUACCGAGCAAUGCCGUUGGUGCGAUCAUCGGGACCAAGGGCUCCCAUAUCCGGAGCAUAAUGCGAUUCUCGAAUGCAUCCCUUAAAAUUGCUCCCCUCGAUGCCGACAAGCCGCUGGACCAACAAACGGAACGUAAAGUGACGAUUGUUGGCACACCUGAGGGUCAGUGGAAGGCGCAGUACAUGAUAUUUGAGAAGAUGCGCGAAGAGGGUUUUAUGUGCGGCACCGAUGAUGUUCGUCUAACGGUUGAAUUGCUAGUGGCCAGCUCUCAGGUCGGUCGUAUUAUCGGCAAGGGUGGUCAGAAUGUGCGCGAGCUGCAGCGCGUGACGGGCAGUGUCAUCAAGCUGCCAGAGCAUGCCUUGGCCCCGCCAGCUGGCGGUGAUGAGGAGACGCCCGUUCACAUCAUUGGGCCAUUCUACAGCGUACAGUCCGCCCAGCGUCGCAUCCGGGCCAUGAUGCUGUCGACGAAUCCGCCGCCAGUGACCAAGAAACAGAAAGCUGCCAAAGAACAACUGCAACAACAGCAACUGAGCUUAGCCGGUGCUGCGUCCAGUGGAUCCCAGCAGCUUCAGCAACAGCAGCAGCAGCAACUCUCGCCAACGUUGCCGCAACAGCCUUUGCCGCAGCAAUCGCAUCACCAAUCUGUGUCGGCGUCGUCGUCGUCAUCGACGCCUCCUGCCCAUCAUCAGCAGCAACAGCAGCAGCAGGCGUCAUCGGCAGCGACCUCGCACCAAUUGCAGCAGCAAGCGUCGCCACCACUGAGCGGCAGCAAUGAAACUCUGGCCGCCUCCCAGCAGCAGCUGGCGAGCUCUCAGCAGUAAGAAGCAGUAAGCAAAUAAAUCAUUGGGAACGAGGAGGAAGGAGAAGAUGUAGCGCCGCAACCAGAAAAAUCAAACAGCAACACAACCACAACAACAAUUGGAGGAUGCUACCAGCAGCCAUCGAUAUCCAGCAAUAGCCAAGGCAGGGUUUUCUUUUUUAUGUACUACUUCUACCACAACUAAUACUACUACUACUACUACCAUGAAUACUACCUCCGAUCCUCGGCUCACAUAAUUACAAACCAAUACCAUACCCUACCCAUACCCAUGGCAUACCACAAUCACAACCACAGCCAACCAUAGACGCCACCUUCGUGCUGGCACAGGCGACCGAUCCGCAACAGAAAUAGAAACAGAGAAAGAAACAGGUCGAAAUCGUCACGUGAAAGAUUUUCUUCCUAGUUUAUAACAGUGCAUAAAAGUUGGGAAUGCAACUAAAAACCAUCCCAAAAAAAAGCAUGCUACGAAAUAAAGCAAAAUUCUUAAGUUGAAAGAAAAAAAGUGAUGCCCCUUCCCCCACUUUGUGCUGUGUGCCAUGUAUAACAGAUAUAACAGAUAAACAGAUAUCUGAAGGAGGUUUUCCUCAUCCAACAAAAAUACUCGACAACAGCACAAAGUCCAACGUUGAACACAUUCUACCACCACACACCCCUCUUCCCCCAUCCAUACAGAAUGGUGUGCAUGAAGGAAGAGCAGAAAGUGAAAGCGAAAGCAGAAGCAAAAGGAAGGGCAAAAAUUGAGAAGUGUAUGCGUUAUAUUUUUUUUUAAAUAUAUUUAAUUAAAACAAGUUAAUUCUUAAUUAUUUUUUUUUAAAACAAGCAUUUAGUAAGCUUACAUUUAAGCCAAAAACAAGAAUUGAAAGCCGAUGGAAAGCAAGAUGAGAAAAGUAAGAUCGAAAUAGAAAAAGUUGAUUUUGUUUGGACAACAAUUAAAACAGAAAUUAUUGUACACAUUAUUGUAACCAAAACAAAAUAAAACGAAACAUUCAAUGCAUAAUUAAACAGGACAGAUAAGAACAAACCAGAAGAGAAACAGUAAAAAAAAAACACGAGAAAUAAAAAGCAAAGCAAAAUGCACGCCAGGAAAGUGUAACAGUUAUACUAUACAAUGUCGAUGUAGCUGUUACGCCCAACAACAGUUGUACAUAGUACAUAUAACAGAAACCAACCCAGCACUACCCUACUAUAAAGCAACUAAGAAAUGAAAACUAUCUAAUGUAUACAAUAUAGUAAGGAGCUGCCAUUGUAAUUGAUGUAAUGGAUGAAAGGAUGGAGUGAGCAAAGCAUUAGCAGGGGAUAUGAUUUCCCGUUAAUGCCCAGAGCGAGAGCAAUGUUUAACUGUACUGUACAGCUGUAAAAUAGUCUUGUCGAUGCCUGCAAGAGAAAGUUGUUUGCAUUGAUAGCUCUUUUUUGUUUGUUUGUGUGUGGCAAAAAAGUUACAAGAAUUGUUGAUUAUACUUAGAGGAGGAGGAUAGAAGGAGACAAACGAGAGCUAGAGCUAGAGCGAAAGCGACAGCAAGCGAGGAAUAAGUGUUAAAGAAAACUAUUGUAAUGUGUUUGCCUUGAAAUGAAAACAAAAGAAACAAAACAAAAAAAAUUAAUACGAAUACGAAACGAAAGUGAAAGAAACUAACUAGAAAUGAAAUAACGGUGCUGAAAUGUUAAUUUUUUUUAAUCGAACGAAGAAAAGUUGAUCGUUACGUUACGUUACAUUAAGUGUUACGUUAUAACGUUUGAGCGUGUAUGAAAGAGACAAGCUGUUAUACAUGGAUGGGACACCACACAGAAAAUAUAGACAGAUAGACAUAGACCCAAUCCAAAAUCCAAAACCCCCACAUAAAAUCACAAAAAAUCAAACUUAAGAGUGCAUUUAAUGUGGUUCAAACUUAGCUGAGAACUGCAGCUGUAGAUCAGUAGCGAAGUAGAACAGUAGCACAGUAAUACAGUUAGAGAGCAGCUGAACAGUAUCACAAGCCAUAGCUAAUGAAACCGCAAUCCAAGUAACUGUAUCCCGAGCAGCAAACAAUCAAACUAAACUACAAUCAACAAUCAAGCCAAAAGCAUUCAUACAUACUACAUAUAGCAACUGCAAUAGCCCGAUUCUGUGAUGUUUUAAGGCAUCAUCUAUUACCUAUUAACUAAUAAUUAACGUAAAUCUUACAAGUACUAGUAGCUAUUCCAUAGAAUUAAUGUAACAAAACAAAACAAAUCAAAUCAAACUAACCCCGAAGCCCCAACCAGCCCAACCCUUUUGUUUGUAUAACACUUGCAUCAGAGACAGACAAAUCAGAAAGAAAGAGAGAAACUGUUAUAUUCAGGCACCCAAAAGAAAUUAAAACUAAAAA